AUGAUUCUGAGAAAGCAUUGGUAUGUCGUAAAUUCAUUUCCAAUGUAAUUAGCGAUAUAGCUUAUAAUGAAUCCAGUUUCGUUAGUACGUUUUAUGCCUAGUUAGUUUAUCAAUGACAAUUUAAAAUAUAGUUAAUUAAUGAGAGUAUGAUGUUCUUAAAAAACACACCGAUAAUCUUUGAAAACAGCAAUGGGCUCCUAAAUGAAAGAAAAAGACGAUAAUUUUGUGAUCUUUGUACAUUAUUUCGGAUCAAGUAUGUUACAAAGUAUAUUUUUUAUUUUUUUUUCCUAGUUAUAUUUUAUACUGAGAUUAUUCUCAGAACCAAAACUUAGAAUAUUUUUAAACUAUUAAGUCUAUUAAGGAAUUUUUUGUGUGUGUGCGUGAAGCUCGCUCGUGCGCCCAGUAUUUGUGGUUGCAGCAGCUGAAGUUGUACUUGGAUAAAAUAGUUAGGCAUUGUAUUACGACCCGAAUCGCAGGGUAUGCUUUGAAAUUCAAAUUAAAACAACAAUGAAAGCAGGUGUUCUUUAGAUCGUUAGAUAAAGACUCAUGAUGUACACAUGGGUCAAAUUUCCAAGAAAACUGGUCCCCCAAAAUGACGACGGAAAAUUACGGAGAAUCAUGAUUCUAGCCAUUAUAAAUUCGGUUAAACCUAUGAGCAAGCCGAAAAAAAGGAGUUCAUCACGAAAAAUGUACAUGAUUGUACGUAUGUAAAUUUCAUGAAUGUUCUGUAGAAUCUAGAGUAGCGUGCUUCUGCUAUAUCAGCUUGUCCGGCUUGUUGAAAUUUUUAUUGCGUAAUUCAAAUAACUACCCUACUUACCACAUAUAUAUGGCUACGAGGUCUGUAAUAUCUUUCUCAGAGUCAAGAAAGGGUGAGCAAAAUAUGUGAUAAUGUGAAGGCGUGUAAAAUCUCCACCUCGCGAGAAGCUCAGCUCCUGAAGCAUGGAGUUCUGCGCGCGACGCGUUUUGUGUCCUCGAGGGAUGAUUUUCCGCUCACGUGUUUGUUUGUAUCACUGUCUAUGAAGAGAAAAUUCAGAGGAAUAGUCUACUACACCUCUUAUCAACGCAACAAAGAUUUCUGUGCCGUUGUGCCGCUUCACUAGUGACCCAGCCCUCCCAUCACACAGUCUUCCUACUCCACCCCUCCCCCCACAUCUCUUACGGCACUCAUGGAAACUGGACCAGCGUCAAAAAACCGUGACAAAAUGUAAAAUUUGAGUUCAGUGGGAUAUUGCUGCAGAUAUUCAGACGAUGUUUCGCCGACAAAAACAAACUGAAUCUACAUGAUGGACAAUUUAAACAAUGAUGGUUUUUCCUAAGGUGAAUCGCACGUUUGUAUAUCACGUUUUUAUCGCCGUGGAAGGGAAAUCUCAGAGGCAUUGGAAAUUGACGUCUUCGUUUGAUGAAUGAAAUUGGUAAAAAUAACUUACUAUUUUGCAUUUAUUUCAGGUCUCUCUUUCAGCCUGAAAUGGAUUUGAAGUGGGUUAUUUCUGAAGAGGAGAGAACUCGUCACGAUGCCUUAUUUUACAGUCAAAAACCUAAGGAUCAAUAUUUAUCUGGUGAGAAAAUGUGUGAUGUGUGAAAGCGAUGGCGGCUUCGAUCGCGCUCAUCUGUGCAAAUAUUUCUUCACAUUUUUUGUUAUAUUUUUCAGGUGAACAGGCUCGUUCUUUGUUCAUACGAUCCAAACUACCUUUACCGGAGCUCAGUAAGAUCUGGUUGGUUUAAAAAAAUAAUUUCGAAAUGUUUAUCAUAAAUUUUUCACUUAGCGCGGUACUUAACUAAAUAGUAAGCUUAUAGACAGUACAUGUAUAUUCAACAAGCUAAAUCGAGUGUGUGAGAUUAAGCUUAUGUUAUGUUCGCAGGGGUGAGCCUUUAGGAAAUGCAGUUUUUCUAAAUUAGGCCCAUCAGCGUUAUACAUUUGGUAAAAUUUGGAUCGCAAUCUUUCGCAGUUGCAAUCGUCAGAUUCCAAAGUUCGUCUUUUUCUAGAAACAACGGGUUCCUCGCUUUGUUUUCAAAACAGAAUUAUCUCGGCUAUAGAUUUCUUUAUUAUCCAUGUGGCUACAUAAGCAUUGUGUUUCACGUAUUUUAAUUUCAAACCACAGUAAUUAAAAUGGAUUGGUAAAUGUCUUGGUGAACCAUGUGAUACUUUAAUAAGGCGAGGUAUCAUUUGAUUGGGAAAACCGUAGGUAUUAAAAUUGACUGUGUUCUAUAUCUUCAAGGCAAAUACACUCCAUUACACAAGUUUUUAUUAUGCAAAGUAUCUAUAAUUUCCAAAAGCCCAGGGGUAAGAAAUAAUUAUAUUAAUCUCUACUCUAGAGUGCCUCCUUAUAUUGUUAUGUUUUUGUUCGUGGGAAAAAAUAUGGGCUAUGAUUUUCACUGCUUUAUAAUUAGCCAUUGUGAAUCGAAGGCUGUAAGAGAAGAAAACUGAACAUCGCCUACAUAGCUGGAUAUUUUGCUGCAGCUUAAUUUUUUUGUACAUACUUUGCAUACCUUUCAUUCAUUGUUAUAAAGAUAUCACAAAGAAAACCAUAAAUAUUAAAAACUCUCUCUUAAGGGCAAAUAAACAACCAGUAAACAAACAAACUCAAACUCUGUUUGCUCAAUAUUAACAACAAUGGCCAUACUCAAUAUAUUAAAAUUCUAUGACUUUGAGGCUUUCUGGUCAUUUUCCUGUAUUUGGUUUGGUUUUCUUUGUGCUCAAGUCUCCUCUGCGAAUUGCAAAACAGUGGAGUGGUGGACAUUUUGCUAUUUUGACCCUAAAGCCUCGGAGCCAUGUCAGAAUUUUAAUACGUCAAACAUAGGCUAUUGAGAAUACCAUGGACACUAGUUUAUAAUAAAUCCUUUUUAUAAGUCAAAAUAACACUCAAUGGCAGACCAUGCAAUAUUGUGGACCCUCUAGUGUUUGAGGGGUCCCCUUAUUGAGAUGCUGAUAGAAGAAGUUAGUGGGCAAACCCCAAAAUGUUUGGUCUAUAAAUUAAUUAGGGGCCUGGGCCAAUGACAUCUGCUGUGAAUUUGUGUACAGUAAUUUCCCUUAAGGUAGAGGGGGUGGCUAUAAAUAAUUGUUGGCCACAGGUGGGGUGUGUGGCCAGGACCUUGUUAGACCUUACCAUUUGGCGUAUACUUAUUAGCCAGGAUAUAAAAGUGCCCCCCCUCCCCUCCCUGGAGUAAAUAUUAUUGGCCUUUGGACCAUUCAGUUGGGAUUACAUGAGGAAUGCCUUCUUAGAAAUUAAAAAAAUGCUCUUUUGAUUGCUUUUAUCAUUAAGUAGCAAUUUUAACGUCUUAGUAACAGCAUUGUUACAAAAAGUUACUUUUAAAUUGUUAAGAACUGCUUGUGGGUUGAAUUUUUUUGUUUAUUCUUAAAGGAAACUUGCUGAUGUGACACGAAACAACACGUUGGACACCGCAGAAUUUGCCAUAGCAAUGCAUCUCAUUCAAAGUCGUUUAAAGGGCACAGACAUUCCUGAAAAAUUGCCUGAGUCCCUAAAUCCAGUUUAUUUACGUACUGUCGAUAUUCCAGCUAUGUCACCAGAGGAGAAAGAAGUCUAUGAAAAAGCUUUCGUGUGGAAUGUUAAUUCCAAAACUGGAUUUAUUGAUGGUAAGCAUCGAAGACUCUUUGCUGGAUCAGCACCUCAGUCAUGAUGUUGAAAGUAAGGUGAAAGUUUUUGAGGUUUAGAGCGGUACUGGAAUAAACUGCAUUGUAUAUUGGUAGAGGCACUCAAUCAAGGGAAGUUUUAUGCUGAGUUCUCCAGAACAUUUAAGCAGCAAAACCUGGUAAUAAAUUGCCAGCUAGCUUUGAAAAAACUAUUUAAGCCCGCAGGACUUGAAAUAUGACGGCCAGUCAAAGACAAUGUUAUAAUUCUAGUCAAAAGUAGCUGGCUUUGUCCAAGUGAAAAUAGGUUUGACUAGACAACUUGACAGGUCCCAGCUAAAAAAUUAUUUCAAACUCUGGCCUUGUCAUUUAUAUGAGUUUGUCUCUGGGUUAAUAUUUAUUGUAUUUUCUCUUUAAGCUGAAGCUGCUUGUGCCAUCCUUACUGGGUCUGGUCUGCCUGAUCAUGUCCUUGCUCAAAUAUGGUGAGUUAAUUAAAAUGACAACUGAAGAUAUCAGUUGGUUUUUACAGUCCCCUUGAAAGUAGUUUAGUGAAGUAAAGUAAAACUUUAUUUCAAUAGGGUGGCCCAUUCAGUUCCGGAACUGGUCUCCAUAGAGGCCCUGAUGCUUAGUGCAGAAAACUUCCCUUUUGCCCUUUGUAAGAACAUCCUUUUUUUGCGGAGACAGGGGGGAGAGGGUGGAGUGUAGAGUUGGGGACUGGCAUUGUGGGUAUCUGACUCAUUUAUCUAUACUGUGCGAUAACAAUAUUAUUAUUUCUCUAAUGUCUCAUGCUUUUAUAGGAACUUUAUUUUAUUAAACCUAACUUUCUGGCUUUCAUUUGCCCCAUAGCACACCCCUUUGUGAAGGAACUGGGAUAAUAAGUGACGUACUAAUUUAUGGAUAGAGCAUUUUCACAUGACGUAACUUCGCCAUAUAGCUGUCCCGAAACAAUGAAAAGGUGGCCAUGUUGGCGUCCCAAACCCCAAAACCCAAACUUCCCAUUUUUAAAGUUUCUUUUCUUUUAAUACAUUUGCAUGGCUUCUGGCCACAAGGUUAAAAAGGCUCAACUUUAUACUGUACAUUCAUAGUAAGGCCAUUUUUAAAACAUGAUUUUCUUGUUUUUGACAGGAACUUAUCUGAUAUUGACAGGGAUGGUAAACUAUCACUGGAAGAAUUCUUUGUAGCUCUUCAUUUAACUAGAUACUGCAAGCAAGGUAAUUGCUAUUAAAAUGAAGUGCCUUGCAGAGCAAAGAAUAUUGGCUUUUUAGUUAUACCCAGAAUUAUUUGCCUGGCUUUUAUCAAAUUAUCAAUUAUCCCCUUGCAUACUCAGUUUUACAUUGUGGAGAUUGUAAGUUUGGCACAAUUUUAGCAUAAAAUGAGAGUUUCCAUCACAAUAUGAGUUAACUGCCAAGUGUUUUGCAUUUGGCUCCUGUUUCAUUGCCAGUCUUCAUUCUACAUGCUUUACUUGGCUUUAGUUACAUGCAAACAGACAAAAAAACAUUUUGUACAAGUGCAAAUUUUUUUCACUAGGUAACUCAAUUGAGGGGCUGUCAAUAAAUGUGAGAUCAAUUCUUCCACCACAGGUAAUUUGCCUAUCCUGUUUCUUUUUUCUUUUAUCAUUUGUUAUUCACACUUUUUAAAGAGGGAAUAGUUUAACAUGACUCAAAAUAAAAUACGUAGAAUAAACCCUAUUUUAUUUUUGCUGAUGACCACAUACUCAAAACUUCAGAAGGGCGGGCUUGUAUAGUUUAUCACCCUUUUAAUAGAGAAACACCUUGCCCUUUGGUAAAGUUAAUUUUCUUAUCUUGCUUGGCCUUACAAUAUAACUGCCCAAGUUACAUGUAUGUUGAUUGUUAACAUUUUUGUCUAGUGUGUAAAUUGUGUAUCCAGAAAGACCUGAAUAAAUACAAAUCAGUAUAACAGAAUAUUAUUUUUCUAUUUGUAGCUGACAGAUGAGUGCUAUCAGAGCAAAAGACUGAGGUUUGUAAUGAUAAAGAAAUUCCAUUUAAAUAAAUUUUGUUUAUGAUACCUAUUUAUAGCUGAAUUCUUAUUAUUUUACUAUUAGUUUAAGAAUUUUGCUUGAUCCCCCACAACCUUGCCCUUGAGUGGAUAAUUCUUUAUAAAAUGAGAAAGUUAACUCUUUGAAACUAAGAUUAUUACAGUAAAUCCUCUAUUAAGCCCCCCCUCUCAAAUAAGCCCCCCCCCUCCCCUCCAUCCUUACUCUUCACAAGCAAUUAACAUGUGCUGAUUUGAUAUAGUUUAUUCGGGCUGGAAAUUCAUGUUGUUUUUGGUCGUCGGCCGCAUAACCUCCAACUUCAUGUGCUCAACUUUUUCAACUUUAUGCUCUAGUUCUCUGUGAAGAAUUGUUACCAUUUCCUUAUUGUCAGAAAAAGCAGUAUAAUGCCCGGGAACCAUGAGUCCGUCCUCGAGAAACCUUGCUCCUGUUGAUGCAUUUCGCUAAAUGAAAUAAGCUCCCCCCCUCAAAAGUGCUUGAAAAAAAUAAGCUCCCCGGGGGGCGUAAUAGGGGAUUUAGAGUACAUAAUUGAGUUGAUUGUGGAGGGAACAAAAAAUACAAUUUAAUCUUUAUGCAAGUAGAGGUCAUAUUUAAUAAGUAUCAUCGAUGUUGCAAAGAAAAUGGUACAGUAUUUGUAAAAACACACACCUGAAUUCCUGGAAGAACCUCCCCUGGAAAGUUGGAUAAUUUCUUGUCUCUUAAUACACUAACUUUUGUGUGCUGAUGAUUUUAUAGGCUUGCGGAGGUCCAGAUGGAGAAGAGAAAAUUACUUUCAUUGAAGGUAAGACGCACCCCUGUUACCAGGGGCCAAGAGCUAUUUUAAAUUCUACUGUUAAGUGCCAAGACUGACCAACAUCAAUUUUCUCUUAACAAUAUCGAUACAUAAUAAAAGAAAAGUUUAUGAGAAUAAAGAAAAUGAUCAGCUAAGGAAAAAUGCUUUGAUCUUUUAUCAAAUUCUCUCAACUUAUUCUUUAAGGCAAUGUAUGAGGAUCAGUGUGGAGAAUUUGUGUGUGGAUAUCAAGGCCUAAUUAGGGUUAAUCUGACGUGCACGUAGUAUGCCCUUUUUACAUCACUGCCUUGAACCAAAAGUAAAAGAGCAGAAGAAUAAAGCAAAUAAGUACCGAAGAUAAAAGGUCUGGAUUUGUGGGUAAAAUCUCAUUAUUGCACCACAGGAAUGUACUAUGUGGAAUGGUUUGGAGAAAAUGUAUGUUGAUCUUUACUGGGCCCUUCAUGACAGCAUUAUUCAUACACUCUUGUUUUAUUCUAUGCUGUAAAUAACCGAGUUUCACUUGUAAUGCGAAGAAUGAAACGUGGUAGAAUGUUGAGGAACUAAGUUUUACGACGGCGACAGCAACGAGAUCGACAAAAAAGCAAUUGGUUUAGAUUAGAAAAACAACAACUCUGCACGUGCAUCAUGCUUUUUUGCACAUUUCUUUGCCGUCGUUGCACGACAACGACGUGGAACUUCCUAGUUUCACGUUUUAUGAAGGACGUGGAGAGAAAACAACGACUUUCUUUUCUCUUUUUCUGAAUUUAGAUACAAUCCUUUAGAAUCAACUCCAGAAGAAUUCCCCAGCAUUAAGCAAUUGUAUGAAAUGGAACAAGAGUAAUAAAUUUUAAAACAGCGCGAACUUGCUUUCCAAGUGGCGUAUUCGUUGCUGUUGCCGUUGCCGUUGUGUUUGCUUGGUAACGAUCACGAACUUGGACUUUUUAAGUACUUUCCACUAUCCGCCAUUUUGUGACGAACACAGUUACCUGCAAAAAUGCAGAUUAGAUCAUUCUCUCUUUAAGACUCGAAGAAGAAAGUCGUUUAUUUGCGAACCUUUCGUAAUGUGAAAAAUAGUGCAGUAAAGUAAUUUAAUUAUUCAUUAGAUUAUUUUGCCAUAUUUUGUUGUAACGUUUCAGACGAAAUUUUCAGGUCUUAUCGUCCACGUGACCGUUAUACUUGGGUUCAGAGGACGUGUAAUUUCUUGUUGGGCAGUUUUAUUACCGGUGAAAACGUGUUUUCAAACUUACCAUUCUGUCAUUUAUACGCCAAAUGCUUAACGUCAGAGUGAAAUCUUUUCAAGCAGCAUUCUCUGGUGCGUAGGUGUUGGUCGCCUUCUAAAUAUCCUUGGUGUCGGAGACUUUUAAUUCAGGGUUUCCUGUUUUGGUCACGUCUUAAGCUACGGUGAAACGGGCAACAAGAACCCGCAACUUGUUUUGGAACGGCUGCGAAAUGACUUGAAAACAUGUUGCAAGUUUUACCACCCAAUUUCAAACCGGACUUGCAACAAAUCAGGUUGUUGCAAGUUACGUGAAUACUUACUUCUGAUUGGAUAAAAUUACGCGGGAGUCACGCCAUACAAGGGAAUUAAAUCACUUGCCGAAAACAAGUUUGCCUUGGGCCGCUAAAACGAGGCAACAUGUACAGAAUUUGUUGCAAAAAAAGACUGCUUUCUACUUUCUGCAACCUUUUUUUCGUAACCUGUAACAACUUAAUUGCUGCAGGACAGGUUUAAUUUGUGGGUUGUAAAACGCGCAACAUCACUUUUCAACUUGUUUUGCAGAAAUGUUACAAAACAAGGGCACGUUUUUUUCCCUUUAGGUAGACUGCGAGCAGUCACUCAUUUUCUUCAGAAAAUAGUGACCUGUAAUCGUGACUUUUGGAAUGUGUCCUGUAAAAGAAACCUCUCCGUUUUCUUUAGAUUUAGCGAGGGGGGUGCACGCGCGCGAGAGCGUCCCUCUCCCAUCUCGCGCCUUCAGUCACGCGCGUUUUGUUCGACGGACUACGAAAAAAACGUUUAGGACGAAGACGCGUAUCAAGCAUAUAACAUAUAACAUUAUUUGAUACCAUACACUCGGCAGCGGAAACCAACGUGCAAUAUCAUCUCUUAUCCCGAGGGAAAAUGUCGGGAUAUCGAUAUCCCUUGAGAUCCCUGCGGGAUUGCCGGGAUGCCACUCUUAUCCCGCCUAACUUUUCAGCACUUUUUUCUUGGUAUGUCAGGAGAAACUGUGCCUGGAAAUAGCUGGAGGCUUCGAAGAAUCCAUGGCGCAGAAAGUCCAAGAAGAGUUGGAGCAAGUUGAGAGACAAGUGUUCGUCUUUGAAAAAGAGGAAACUGAACUCAGACUUGUAAGAAGUAUUUUUGUGGCUUUUGCUCAAUUAGUUCGCCCUUUAGUAUAACUCAUGCUAGGUUUCCAAUAAAGGAGAUUCAAGAAUGGGGAAAGUUUGGUGCCGGAUUCGUUUUGCCGUUCGCACGCAGAUUCGUGAGUCCGGAACAAAAAUGUCCCAAUUUGGUCUCGCGCGUCCGGGAUUCUGAAUCCUGAAUGAAUGUAUGGUGAAUACCCUUAAAGUAACUGAAAUCCGGAGACAUUUUUGAAUCCGGAAUAAUAUUUUUCAGUGUAAACUUAAGCCGGAAGUAGAUAAUAGACAUUUAUCCUUGAAUUCAAUUUUUAUUGACGAUAAUUGAAGAAAACGAUCGAGGCGUUUUACUAUAUCCUUUUGGCAAAAUGGUGGACGGUUUGGUUAUUUUAUUUUAUUACAAUCAAUUUUUUUUUGCGCCUCGAAAAAAACUGCUUGUAGAGUGGGAUGUUGUAGUUAUGUUGGAACGAAAAAGAAAAGCCCCUGAACGGUCCUGAACGUGAGCCUAUGCAAUUUUAGAAAGAGGGAGCGGGGUUUGGGUGGGGAGGGUGGAGGUGCAAUUAGCCCCUUCCCCCGAAAAACAACAACAACAACAACAGCAACAACACUGGACGACAUCAUCAUCAACAACAUCAACAAUAAAGAUCAAAAAAACUAUCAAAACUCUCCUCUGCGGCUCAGAAGAAAAAUUUGUUUAAGAAUUCCUGCUAGUAGCUGUCCUAAGAGGAAAGAACUUGAAAGACGAAGGACAAAAAUCCUACUGACAUGAAUAUACAAAAUGAGCACUGGCAGUUUUUAGCCCUCCUACCGUAUAGUGGUCCAUUAUUUUUCUCCAUAUCGAUUAUCUUCCUGUCAUCGUGGUCAUCAUUCAUGGCUACGAAAAUAUGCCUUACGAGUGUUCACGUGAGACCAGAAGCCACAGACUCACGAGUUUCUGAAUUUAAAAACAGACUCGUGCAGACUUGCCAAAAAUACAGUUCGAAACGUUCAUGUACUUUGUUCUUGCAAAUAAUAGGCUGCUUUGUGCUGUUUUUUCUCGUGUUUUCCACCGCCUAGGCACACGGUAUGCCUCCAUCUUUGUCCGGUUGUGAUGCUAAGUAAUAUUUACAGCAACGCAUGGGCAACUAAGCGUUCUUAACAACAUGCAAUAUUAGCCUGCUGAUAUUUCCUGAUAUUUACAUUUCGCAGACACUCCAGCAGUUAAAGGACAAGACCAAAAGGGAAAGUUUCAAGCCGUUCGAUCGAAGUUUUCUCUUGAAACGUCAGCCCACGGGCGAAGAUAUAUUUCUAGGAGCGAACAAGAAAUAUUGGUCGCCGCUCUCGGAUAGAAAGGACGUGGAAAUCUUGAAAUUGUGGAGAGAAGACGGCGACUUGAGCGGUAAUUAUGAUUUGUGAUUGUUAUUUGCAAAUAUUUUGCGUGACUUUAACGCGGUGUUGGUUAUAAUCCUGGCUUUCGCUGACGAAUUCAUUUCGCAGCUUUGGUUUGAGCCGAUUAUUGAACCUUUCGCGGUUGGAUUGCUCGAUCGCAAAAUUUGCAAACACAAUAAAUGAAAAGAAAACAUUGACAACCAUUUUUAACACUGCCCAAGAGCCUUCACCUCGCCAAUUAGCGGCGCGACUUUGGAUGAAUUUUGUUAUAUUAUUUUUUCAUCAGCAUUUUACUCCGUUGCUGGAUCAGAUCGAGGACUGGCCUUGUUUCAGAAUGGCCUAUAAAUUGAAGAAGAGAUUUGUGUUUCUUAAACGCUUAUCGUUGCAGAAAAUCGUUCAAUGUUUGUUUUAUUUAAUGCGAAUAAUUAUCAUACUUCGAUCAACCAUAGUGAUGACAUUAUCGAGUUGUUUGUUGGUUCGAAACUUUUUCUUUUCCCAACGAAUUUUACCGUGUGUAACAGCUGCCUUAAAAAUAUUUAAGUCAAAUGAAGUAUGCAUACAAUGAAGUAUGCUAAAUUCAAAUUUCUUUAGUUUGUGUUGUAAUUAAUCUAGUGAAUUUAGUUUCUAAAAUGUUAAAGCUGUAACCGUGAUCUUUCUUUAAGUCCAUUCGAUGAAUUAAUAAAGUUCGCCUUCAGUGACUUCUAGGGAUUGAAAAGGUUCAGCAAACUUUGUGCUACGGUGGCGUGCUGAUUUUAACGAUCGGAUGGAGUGGUCAAAUGAAAAUCGGCUGUAGUUUUCAGUUUAAAGUUUGUUUAAUUUCAAUAAUUUUUGAAAAUCUUCAAUUUUGUCACAUGUAGGGUAUAUUCUUUGUGGCAUUUUUUCCUUCCAUGUUCGGUUUUGUUUCGUUCAAACCUGAAAUAAUGGAGACAGACAGUUGGCCGUUCAGGGUUUAUUGAUAAACGAGAACGAGUCGGCUCGCAUAGGAAGAGAACAAGGAAGUUUUACAUAAGAAGCAGGGUUAACAUGAGAUCUCGGAAACCGAGCCAUGUAUAAUGACCUGCCUAUCGUGAAAAUGCCCUAAGGGCCAGUUUUAUUAUCGAUUAUUAAAACAAAGUUUAGUCUGUCGGUGUUUAACAUUGAAACGCAAUCUAAGCCCUUGUCAAAGCAAAUUGACCAACCUCGAUAUUUAAACCCAUUGUCCAUUGUUAGCUUUUACAGGAAGGCCGAGUAUUAUAGCAGACAAGACAAACAUUUCUCUGCAGUAUUUAAAAUGUCCCAUUUAGAAAGUGAGGUAUCCACAGAAUUUUUCUUAAUUGCUGUCUAAGUUAGAGUUUGUCUUGCAACCUCUUAUGUGUUUUAGGGAGCGAGAUUCAUUCAUUUGUUGCAGUCGCUUCAAGCCAGAGACUGGAUUAUGGCCAGCAGCUUCUUGAUCGAUACAAAAUUGCUUCACAGUGCAAAUACAAUUAGCAGAAAAAAAUUCCAUUCAGCUUUUAAUGCCCUGGAAACUGAUUUAACUCACAGACCAAACUUUCUAUCGGUAUACCAGCGUAAUAUACCUAAGCGGCAUUCUAGAAGAACUCGUGAAAAGCUUUUCAGUAGCGAUUUAAAAACUUUUCAACUAAAAUGACUUCAAGUGAAGUUCUUUCCGGAAUGUAAACAACAGCUCGCUCUACCGCGACCGGAAAGCGCAUAUCACUGAAAAUUUACAUUAUAUUUGUUUAACCUCAUACCAGUCUCUCAUUGUCUAAAUGUGAUGACUAAUAAAUAACUUGGAAAAUUUAGAGGCAUUCGUCAGCACAAGGAGCGUUUUAAUUAUUUAGUAUUAAAAUUGCACAUGCUGAUGUGUAAACUUAUAUCUUUCAGUAACUUUUAAAAUGUUCCGGUCUUCAUGUUCUUUUUAUUUUCCCAAACCUCUGAACGAUACUAAAAUGUUUGAUUUUGACAGUUUGGUCAAAUUUUAGUUCUUGUAUCCACUUGCAUAUGGAACACCGUAAUGAAUAGCUGUAAUUCUCACCACAAAAGUUUUAAGAGGGUUAAUGAGGUCUCGUUGAUUUUUUUUAGGCUUUUGAGCUCAGAGCUUUAAAGAACUGAGUUCCAGGAAUUGCUUGAAAUAUUCUGAGAAACGUCUCGCUUCAAUUCACGGGAAUUUUUUACCUUCACUUGCACUAUUAAUUCAUACUCUUCGCUUCCAAAUACGAAACAGGAUAUCUCCCGAGGUUUACGUUACUCUGUUGUGACUUGUUUCAGUUUCGUCUGAAACAUAACCUAACGACACUUUUAUUUGACAAGUAUUUUCAACUUUUUGGGGUCCUGAAGAAUUCAAGUUUCUCAAUGUAAUUUUCCUUUUUAUGUUAGCUAAGCAUCGCAACAUACAUCGUUAAGUAUUUUUCAAGCGAUUUUUCAAAGAAGUACAUCAUACUCGGUCGAGAAAUCCAAUGAUGUUACUAUUUUUAUAAAGAUCAAUGAGUAGUACUUUUUAGUGCUGCUGUUAAUCAUGACUAGUGUACGAAACUGGCUCUCCGUGGAUACCAGAGUGAACAUUUAAGUGAAAGGUACUGAGCAUUACUUUCCUGUGGUACUGUAUAUAUUAUGUUGUACUGGGGGAUUCGAACUUUUGAGUCCGUGGAUAAAAUCUUAAAGUGUGACCAUUCAAAAUUGUCAAAUAAAAGCUAAUGAGCAGUAUUGUUCUUUGAAACUGUUUAUUAUGCUGUACUAGAAGGUUCCAACUUUUGAGUUUGUCGACGACUGAAAUCGCAUGGUGUAAUCACCUAGAUAUCGUUAAGUGGGCAGUACUUACCGCUGCUGCUUAUUGUUAUACUGUACAAAGUGGAUCUAACUUUUGAUUAAAUCCUGGAGAAAAUGAAUGUUAAAGAGUUGAAAAGUAUGAUAGUUUUAACGCCUAGUUUGUUACGCUUUUGUUCGUCUAAGGGAUGAAUGACUAAUGUUGCGUUACAUGUGUUAUGUAAACAGAUUUUGGAGCUUCUAUAUGCGAAGAGCCAUCAUCGGCGCCAGUUAUCUAUCAGAAUAUCACACAAGACCAGUUUGGUCGAACAGUCAUCGAGUUAACACAGUCACAGGAGUCUUCAAGCGCUGUUCCGCCGUCGUCACUGUCUCAUCCAGCGAAUGAUGGGAACAACAACAGCGUAGAAGCGUAUAAAUCCCAGUUUGUGUACUCUAAAAUUGACAACGACGAAAAAUUUUAUAAAAAGCAAACUGAAGAUACGGCGUUAACUAAACAGGAAUUGGAAGUCGAAGAAAGCGGCGAUAAAGAAUUGAACAAAAAACACUUGAAACAUGCUGACAAGGUGAGUUUACAGUAUAAUGUAGGAAAGCAAAACUGAGAAAGACUUUGUUCCCAGCAGCUUAUGAAAAUUAUGUAAACUAACUCGUUUGAAUGUCAACAUCGUAUUUUUUACCUCACUUGUCACUUUUCGGCUUGUAAUCUCUCAUGAACGGAUUUUCUGUUUUGGACAAGGCCGAUCUUGUUUAAAUCUAUCGUCUGCCCCAUUUAAGUACGCCUGAGUUCUUAAUGAUUUUACGGCUGUCGCUGCAAAGUCGUUUCGCUACAACCUCCACUGUGUAAACUGUGUAAAUUGUUUUUCUCUCCGAAAAUUGGUUUUUCUCAUCAAAGAGCGAUCUAGUGCGAUAGAAAAUUAGUUUUAGGUUCGUUAGUGAAUUUUCCAUUAGAAAACUCUUUAUUGCUUUCCGAAACGACUAAAAUGAAAGCGUGUUUUAGUCUUUAUGCGAAAGAACACCGACAAUACAAUACUGAAACAUUGUAGUUUACAGUUUUACAUGGUUUUUACUCCCAGCGACUGUACACAAUGCUGUCAUGUGCGUGUAUAUAUCAGAUAUAUCAGAGUUUGUCUUUUCGUUGUCCGUAUUAAAGAUCAGCAAAAAUAGAAAAGUAUCUGUGUUCGUUUACACAAGGCGGCUGUGACUCUGAGAAACCUCUUAAUGAAUAUCUAUUUCGCUGUGUGGGUCUGUAUUUGCGUAAGUAAUUGCAAAAGUGAACGGUUCUAGUGUUACUCAACAUCGCCGACACCUGUAAUAUUGCCGUGAACCACUGAAGAGUUUCACCCACAAAUAGCUAAGGGGUCUUGUCUCGUCAUUCGCUCUAUCACCCCAAAGUGAAUUUUAAUCCACCACGGCGCUCGACCAACGGAAAUGUUUUUGGCCGCGAAGACAAGAAUCCGGAUAUUCUUGAAACCACAUACACAUGUAUCUUUUUUCAGGAAUCGAAUCGUCCUCACGAAACCACUGAAUUGGCCUUAGAAACUGAAAUCCAGCUGUAAAAGCUGAACUGCUUGUAGUUAAGUCUUGCUUUCUGCAAAGCAUGAUUCACCUGAUAUGAGAGCAGUUUCAAAGAAAUACAUUGCAUUUUCCUCGUGGGGAACAACGUUUUGUUUUUAAAAGAGUUUUUUUUUUCUGUUUAAUAGGACAUUAAUUCGUCAGUGAUUGGCUCUAGUCCAUCUCAGCCUGCUACUAACGGAACCUUUCACCCAGAAACCGAAAACCAUAUCAAGCCUCCGCCCAAACGUAGCUUUGGUGACAAGAAAACAAUGUACGAAAACAGAACGGAUGACGAAAAAUCUGGAUCGCUUCAACUGGAACCCAAAGUAGACCCUUAUAGUGAACCUCCCGCGACCACUGAAAAGGACAAACUCCUGCUUAGUUCGAUGAACGGUUCUUGCGGUGCCGUGGACGAGGCGGUACAGGUGUCCACGGCACCCACUGUCCAGUCUUCGGCGGCUUCAAAUAAAAUGGACGGCUUAUUAUUGAACUUGGAAGAAGACGGUGCAUCGUUUGGCAACCACACAAGGUACAGUUACGGCCAUCUUUUUGAACCGUCGGUUGUCAUUAUUGGUUAUCGUCAUCAUCAUCAUCAUCAUCAUCAUCAUCAUCAUCACCAUCGUCAUCUUUGUUUAGCUCUUCUCUUUAAGCGGGUGUGAUGCUGUGGUAAUUCUUAACUGUAACUCUUCGAAUGAAAGCUACUGAGCAGUACUGUUUGUGGUAUUCCUGUGGUAUUGCCUUUGUGUUUGUUGAUGAAAUCCUAAACUGUGGCCAUUCGAAUGAAAGCUACUGAGCAGCACUUUCCUGUGAUACUCUUUACUACGCUAUAUGAGGUCUUACCUUUUUAAUAAGGUUGUCCAUUUAUUCCCAAAGGGAAUAAUCAAAUAAUAAUUAAAUUAAAACUACCGAGCAGCUUUCUCAAGUGGUGCUGUUUACUUUCCUGUUAAAUGCAGUCCUAACUGUAGAGUCUGUGAGUGAAAUCAUAGUCUGACCGUUCAAAUAGAACCUACUGUGUAGUACUUUUACAUGGGAUGAAUUGUUUAUCGUCUGUUAAAAAGCGAAAAAAAUUAUGCUAAAUUUAGAUUCUUUUAUUUUUGCCUAGCAGAUCCACUUCUGAUGCUCAAUCGCCGCGCUUGCCGAGUGGUUUGACACAGGAAGCGCUGAUUCCCGUCUUGAUGGAAGAGAAAAAAAGAAAGGAGGAAGAAAGGGCAAAGCAGCGGGAAAUAGAUGAGGAAAUGCUGAAGAAAGCACGCCAAGAAGUUUAUAAACAGGAGGAAGAAAGCAGGAAAGCUGCAGAGCAAAGAAAAAACACGUUUCAAGAGGAAAGGAAGAGGCUGGAGCAACAAAUGUCGCUCGCGCAGGAAGGAGAGGGACAAAAGAAGGCUCCGCUCUCCAGAUCGGAGGCAGGAAGGAUUAUUGAAGAAGAGUUAGAACAACAAAGAAUGCGAGAGGAAUUAACUCGUAUUGAGAUAGAGAAAAUUAAAGAAAAAGAAAGAUUGGAGAUUGAGAAACAGAAACUAAUAAACGCGAAAAAGGAAGAGCAUCCCUCGGCUUUUCAAACAAAAGGCCAAAUCCAAACAGCGAUCUUUGAUGAGAAAUUAGACGCACCGGACGGGGGUAAUUUUCAAGGCGUUCGGUUUUCCUCAAAGAGAGGAAGCGUAAUUGAUCUGAGCGGAGAAGAGGGUGUUAGUGGUCCAAUAAAAGGGGCGAUAGAGAAUAGGCCCCUUCAGGAACCUGUCUUCGUACCACGUCCUGCCCCUCCCCAAUCACAGCCCCAGGUACAAUCCCAACCGCAACAUCAGCCCGUUAUUCGUAGACCAAAGGAUGGAGCAAAACCAGCUACGGGUAGAAAUUCUGAAUACCGGAAGAGUAUUGUGGAGCUGGAAAUAGAAAGACAGAGGGAAAGAGAAGAAGAGGCGAGGAGAGAGGCUGAAAUCGCAAGACGGGUUCAGUCUGCAAACCAACGCAGUGUUAAAGGGCCUGAAAGCAAGAGCGAGGAGAUAAAAUCGAAAGACCAGCAUUCAAGAGAAUUAGCCGAGUCAAAUGCUGUUGCUGCGAAAGUCCCCAGCGUGAAGAAGCAGACUAAAAAGUUUGAAAAGAAAAGUGAAGCUUUUAAAGCAACCGGUCAAGGGCCCAAAAAUCCUGUCUCAGGUGGAUUGACUGGUAAAACCUCAGGAUUUCAGACGCGUAAUGGAGAAGAAACUGUUGUUCAGCAAGCAAAGUCAACAGUUGUCGAGUCUUCGCCUGUUGACGAGAUCGAUGCGUUUCGCCAGCCAGUAGCAAACGGUUCGGGGCCAGAGGUAAACGGUUUGGAAACGGAAGAGGAGAGAAAAAGAAGGGAGGAGAAGGAACUUUUUAGGCUGGAGCAAGAGGAAGAGAAAAGACGCAGGGAAGCGCAAAGGCAAGAUCUUGAAAGAAUCAGGAAAGAAGUAGAUCUUAAAGAAGCUGAAGAGAUGCUCCGCGUUAAGCUUGCGAAAGAAGAAGAAAAGAAGAAGCAGAGGGAAACCGAACGCAAACUCGCUGAGGAACGUCAAAAAGACCACACGGAAACGCUAAAGAGGUAUGAGAAUGAUGCGACGUCAAGGAAAACGGCGUUCGCAGCGCACAAGUUGAUUCUUGAACAGCGUGUUUUGAAAGCACUGGAAGAGAGUAAACAAGAAAGUACUGUUCCUAAGCGGCGCGCGUCCAGCUUUGAUCGCCCGUCUGAAGCGUUUGAGCAAGGCGGCUCUCUCGGUUCGGAAAGAGAUGAAUUUAGCAGUGGAGGAGUAACGCUUAGAAAAGCUAAUUUUGAGAAAAAUGGAGUGAGAAAAGACUCUAAGGAGGAAUUGCGAAAGAAGCGGUACUCUCUUAAUCUUCACCACACUCGACGUGGGAUAAACUCUUUGGAGGAUACAUCGUUGGGAAAAGACCGCGUAACUAUGGAGGCCGUCGAUGACGUCUUUGUAGGAAGACUUAAGUCUCAAGCAGAUGUGAAUACAGGUGGAGAGCAAGCUAGUGAAGGCAAGCUAAGCAAAGCUAAAAGUGUAGGUGAUUUGUCGUUUAAAAAAGGCGCAAAAAAUGAUGAAGCUCGUUCUUAUCCAGUGUUAAGGAGAGUUUCUUUCACCCCAGACCAGACCGAUUCCGUGGACGGGGUACCGUCGUUCUCUGACUCUAGAAUACAGAAAGAACUUGAGGAACAGCGUUUGCGGGAAGAGAUCGUAAAGCAAGAAGUCUUGGAGAGAGAAAAGCGUCAUCGACUAGAAGAAGAGAAAAAGAAAACCGUUGAGGUGUCUGCGGGCAAGAAGGAGAUGAGUUUAAAAGACAUCAAGAGAAAUCCUCUUCCUAACAAAAUUCAGGUAGUUAUAUAAUAAUUAUGCGUUAUUGACCAAGUCUGAGGUCAACAAAAUGGCUGAAUAUCCAUCGUCUCGGUCAAUAAAAACGUAAAAAAGAACGAGGCCAACAUUCAGCCACCUUGACCGAAAGAGCUUGGUCAUUAAAGGAUUUACUAUAUGAACAAAAAGAGAACUUUUUCUUGCGGGACCAACGCAUAAGAAACCCGGGAGUGUAGGACGGUCUCAUCUUGCCCACUCGGGUAGCCAAUCAAAACGCACGAUUCGCUUCAUGCUGCCCGCUCGCAAAUUCAGCUGUAUAAUAAGUAUGCGGUAUUGAUCGAGCCUGAGGUCAAGAUGGCCAAAUAUUUGCCAAGUUCUAGUUUUUGCUUUAUAAUGGACCUUAAUUUAGUUUCGGUCAAUAAAAACGCAAGCUCCCUAAGGUUACUUGAAGUAAACAUGAAUGUAGAAAAUCCUCCUUCCUGUUUUCACCAAGUAUGGCAGUCUACUGAUUAUCGCAAGAAGACUGCCCUUUUAUAUCGUUUGACCCACCUUUACAUGUACUUGUACAGUUCUAAUUAUGUCACGGAGUUCUUCAAAAAUGGUGUAAUUUACCAGCUAUGAAAUCACUGCUUGUACAAAUCUCAGAUUGAACUUAACGUCUAGUGCAAGGUUUUGCCAAUUUUGAAAGCGUGUGGCAUUUUUUUCGAUUUUUUAGUUUCUAUUCCAGGCUUCAACGUUCUCUUAAUUUGGUCAGUAGUGACUUUGAUUGGGUAAAUUUGCCUCCAACAGGUCAAAAAGCCUCAAUCCUCGUCAUCAAACCGAGACUCGCUGACUCAUUCGAUGGCAGCCCAUUGGGAGACAGUGUUACAGUCAGUACCAGACGGAAAGGAGGCAAAGUAAGGCAGCUGCUUAGUCUCCAAAUUACAUUAUUUGCUUUAAUUUUGCCAACUGAUUUACUCAAUUGAUUGAGUACUAGACAGUAAAGUGUAGGCGUGAGUUCGAUUCCCGGCCGGAUCAUUAAAUAACUGAUGUGCUCUGGUGUAUUUCUCUUCAUGAUUUGUUUUCAUUUGCCUCAAGUUUGGCUUCUAUGGGAGAGUUUUGUUUUCUCAUGAAUUAGUGCCGCAGCCUUCUUUCCUGCACGCAUUGGUUAGAUGUUUCCCUGACACCUUUUUUGUCUUCUCAUUGAUUUGCUUUAGGAGCCAAGUGAACAAAAGAAAAAGUGUGAUCGAGGUAAGUAGUUUGUAGUUCUACCCAAGAAGAAUAUAUUAAUGUAAUGUAAAAGUGAACAAAGGGGUCGUUUUCGAGGGAAAACAUGUAACUGAUGCAAAGGACGCGAAAAGAUGUAGCAAAUCCUGAGCGCGGGAAAACAUACCAUAGUACCAAGCGUUGUAAAACAUUCAACGUGUACGAAUGGCGGGAAACUUGCAAUGAGUGACAAAGGCGGGAAAAACAUGCGUUAGGUACCAAACCUAAGAACACGUGCAACUUGUCCAACUCGGUAGCCUCCGUGGAAGGAACUAUUGUUUUUUUCUGCAAAGCACAGGAAGUCAUGUAACCCGUCUUACUCAGGAAAACCUGGUAUGAAGCGGGAAAUAUGAAACCAGACUCAAUUGAGGAAAAACCUGUAACUGAUGACAGUAGGGAAUUCAUCUUCCGAGAGAACUCUUUGAAUGUUAACCAGAGAAGAUAUACUAGGACCAUUUAUAUGAAGAGAAAUACGGCGCAUCUUACAUAAGAUGCAAACUUUACCGUACAAACGGCACAUUUCGUUUGAAAUAAGACGCGUCUUACUUCAGACGAAAUGUGCCGGUUAUACGGUACAGUCUGCGUCGUAUUUAGGGCGCGUCUUGUUUUUCCUCGUAUAAACGGCCUUACUGUCUAUCUCAUAUUCUCAUGCUUGAGUUUCCCUCAACUCUGUUUGUUGUUUUUAUGCCGUAUAUUUCGCUUGGAAACUAAUUUUCCUUGUUUUUCCAUUUCUUUGGCAGCUGGAAAAAGAGGAGGAGAGACGAAGGGAAGAGGAACUUCAGAAGGAAAGAGAAAGAGUUUUGUUAGAAAGACGACAGAAAGAGGAAGAGAAUCAGUUUAUUAAACAGGUACGUGGAAAGUGAAUGUUCCGUUGUUGUUACUGUUGUUGUUGUUUUUUUUAUCUACUGUGGUUGCAAUCAGUUUUAUUUGUUUGAACGUGUGGUUAACGUUUUUCGUUACCCUUUCGUUUUCAGAAGAAGAAGGAACAAGAAAUGGAAAGGAAGAGGAAAGAAAAAGAAGAGAAGGUUAGUUUCGGAGACACGUUUAAACCUCACCCCUCAGUAUUGGACAAAGACAGACUGAUGAAGAAGUUGCUCUUGGAUUAUUUUCACUUACGAAAUCGAAAAUUAAAACACUAUUUCAAGCCGAUAUAAUCGAUAGUUCAAAAAAAAUCGAUGUAUGUUGAAAACUGUUUACUUUAAAUUGCAAGCAGACGCUUUUAGAUACGGAACCGUUCUUGCUUGCCCUAUAAUAGUUUCUUUCCGUGAACUAGAGCAACAAGCUCAUUUCCUCCUUCAGGUUGUUGAGAGGGUAAACCAAGUCGUUGCCAGUGUAUAGAUCCUAGUUGUUCAAGGCGUAUAACGUUCUCCACUGAAUAAUAUUAUAUGCUGUCCAGUGGAUUAGUAUUGCGGAAAUCAAUUGCGUUAUCCAGCAAGCAAACACAGACAAGGAUGCCGCUUUUAAAAGCAAGUUAAAAUGUUUAAGAUGACUAAUAUGCUAAAAUGACAAACACCACACCUCGGUUUUGUCGUUUUGACUGAUCAAGGGUUUAUACAGAACGAAAUUUGAAAAAUGAUAAAAUUGUUUACAACGUGAACCUUAACUGUAACAUUAAGUCGGUAAAGUUAUUUCUCUGUUUAUUCUGUUUCAGGAAAAGCGGCAACAGCGAACUACAGCCAUGAAAUCCUUAUUUGAAAGCAAAGGAACCAAAAAUUGAAAAACAGAGUUUUAUAGUAUAAAUAGAGACUAAUUUGAAGAUUUUUCUAGACUUUUUGUUAAGAAAGUAUUAAAUGGUCGCGCUGUAUUUAGUAAGUCCAAAACCCUUUCUUAUGAUAUACAUUUUUUGAACAAACCUGUAUUGAGCAGAUACCGGAUAACAGAAGCGCUUGCCACCAAGCCAAAAAUCCGAAAAGUUUGGAUCGAAGGUUAAUGCUAAGGUCGUUUUCUCGUAAAUUCCAACCGAAAACUGAUUUAGGACUUCGUUUUGAGGUAGUCCAAUCAUUCCGGUUGGUAUGGACAAAACAAACUGUCGCUUACCAUUUACCCUUCUUUGCGUUCAAAUCUUGCGCUUUUUAUAUUCGCGCCUUUUUUUAUCAGAUUCAAACCGUACAUUUCUCCGGUGCGCUAAAAAAGGUGGCUUACAUGCCACGGUCAGGUAGUAAGUACCCUAGGGAGCGCACUGCUCAAUACUGGCUUCUGUCUGUGUUCGUGUAAGGGUAUUUACGUACUACAAGCAAGAGCCCCCGAGUCACAACCCCUGAGUAGUAUCUGUGUUACGCCUUUCCCAUCUUAAACAAGUAACUAACUUAGGGGUCUUAAACAUAAAAAGGUGUUUGGCUUAUUUUCAGUCCUUAAUAGAAAGAUUGCUUCCUCACAGAAGAAGCGUUUAAGAGAUGUUCGUGUUCGAAAGGUGACGACUAGCUGGGUCUAGUUUUAACAUGAUUUGACCACGUCUUAGUGGUGUUAUUAGUGAGUUUACGAAACAGGACGGCAGGAAAAAGAGGACAGCAAAAUGUUUCUGCGUGACAAACGUGACAGGGCUAUAACUUGCAUGUUAUGUCGUGAUCUUCACUUAGGAUUAAUGUUUUGUGGUUUUUACAAAAAGAUCUGUUUAAAGGAAAGUGAUGUUUAGCGAAAAGUUAUUUCAAACAAAAUUGUUGUCACGGUUGUCACACAAGGUUUGCUGUCUUCUUUCCUCUCCCGUCCUGUUGCGUAAGUUCACUAAUAAGGAGUUUACGCGACGACGACGGCGACGGCAACGAGAACAGCAAAAAAGCAAUAGGUUUAAGGUG
Molecule: messenger RNA, 21727 nt
Organism: Porites lobata
Lineage: Eukaryota; Metazoa; Cnidaria; Anthozoa; Scleractinia; Poritidae
Source: the annotation of a GenBank genome assembly